Trifolium pratense (red clover) is the source of this 2211-nucleotide messenger RNA. RefSeq names its product serine/threonine-protein kinase PBL34-like. NCBI's taxonomy places the organism in Eukaryota, Viridiplantae, Streptophyta, Magnoliopsida, Fabales, Fabaceae. The coding region runs from base 433 to 1896 and encodes 487 amino acids. The transcript is spliced from 6 exons. The record is from RefSeq and is a predicted model, not a curated record. Gene Ontology annotation, molecular function: protein kinase activity; ATP binding. Gene Ontology annotation, biological process: protein phosphorylation.
AGACAAAAAAAUAAUAUGAAAAUUCUUUGUCCUUUUCUCUCUCUUGCCCAUACUGCCCAAUUUCCCACUUUUCAUAAUUCAAGCCUGCCCAAACUGCCCCUAGUGGAAAAAACUUUCCCUCUCUUACAAGCACUCUCUCCCGCUUUCCCCUUCAUCUCUCUCUCUCUCUCCCCAAAAUUCCACUUUGCUUUGGAGUUUGGUCUCAUUUCACAAAUGGGUUUGUUUUGUUUUUAUUGUUUUUGUUUUACAUGUGUUCAUUGAUCCUUAAUACUAUGAUGUUUCAAUACCAUGAUGUUGUUCUUUUUUUUGUAUAGUGGAUAUGAUGAUGAGUUUCUUUGAAGAUAUGAAUUGUUGAAUUUUUUUAAUUAUUUUUAAUAUAAAGUUUGAGACUUUUUAUUAUGGAAAAUUGUUUGUAGUAACAAUUUUUAGAAGAUGGGGUUUGGAAAUAAGAAUGUAAUUAAAGCAGGAAGUUUGAAAGUUGGUAAGUCAAAGGAUGAUGUUACAAAGAAAAAGAGAAGAUGUUGCUUUAGAUUCAGUUUUAUUAGAUGCUGUAUACCUUCAAGAUCAAAAUUUGAUAGCUCAAUAUGUUGCAAUGGCACUACUAAUACAAAAAUUGGUGAUAAAGAUAAUACUAAGUCGGUAAUAAUUCAAUCAGAGGAAAAUAAAUCUGCAUCUGAAACAAACACAAAGGAAUCAAAUGGUCUUGUAGAUUCUUCUACAACAACUAGUAAUGGAGAAAGUAUAUCUUCAACUUCGAAAUUCAGUGAGGAAUUAAAGGUUGCUUCUUGUUUAAGAAAAUUCACAUUCAAUGGACUUAAGGUAGCAACUAGGAAUUUCAGACCAGAGAGUCUUCUAGGUGAAGGAGGGUUUGGUUGUGUCUUCAAAGGUUGGAUUGAAGAGAAUGGAACUGCUCCUGUGAAACCGGGUACCGGACUUACGGUUGCUGUCAAGAUCCUUAACCACAAUGGACAUCAAGGUCACAAAGAAUGGCUUGCUGAAUUAAACUAUCUCGGCGAUCUUGUACAUCCUAAUCUCGUUAAGUUGAUAGGUUUCUGUAUUGAAGAUGACCAAAGAUUAUUGGUUUACGAGUUUAUGCCGCGAGGAAGUUUGGAGAAUCACCUCUUCAGAAGGCCCUUGCCUCUACCUUGGUCUAUCAGAAUGAAAAUUGCACUUGGUGCUGCUAAAGGUCUUGCUUUUCUCCACGAAGGAGCUCAAAGGCCCGUGAUAUAUCGUGAUUUCAAGACAUCUAAUAUUCUAUUAGAUGCGGAAUACAAUGCGAAGCUUUCUGAUUUUGGACUUGCCAAAGAUGCUCCUGAGGGGGAAAAAACACAUGUAUCAACAAGAGUUAUGGGAACGUACGGUUAUGCUGCUCCGGAAUAUGUGAUGACGGGACAUUUAUCAUCGAAAAGUGAUGUCUACAGCUUUGGAGUAGUACUACUCGAAAUGCUCACCGGUCGACGAGCUAUUGACAAGAAAAGACCAAAAGGAGAGCAUAAUCUGGUGGAGUGGGCUAGACCGGUACUUGGAGACAGGAGGUCGUUCUACCGAAUAAUCGAUCCCCGUCUUGAAGGUCACUUUUCAGUUAAAGGAUCACAGAAAGCAGCCCAGCUGGCUUCUCAGUGCCUUAGCCGCGACCCAAAAUCUAGACCUUUGAUGAGCGAAAUAGUUCAAGCUUUAAAGCCUUUGCCAAACCUUAAGGAUAUGGCCAUAUCAUCUCAUCAAUUCAAGAUUGCGCGUGUUGAUCGGACCAUGUCCAUGCCGAAUUCUAAAAACGGUAUUAGAACUGAUAUAGUAUCUUUACCAAAGGGUCAGCCGAAAAGGACCUUGUCGAGUUCACAUUAUGGACAUGCUUCUCCGUUUCCGCGUCAUAGCAAGUCUCCAAAACCUAUUGCGUAAGAACGUUGUUCAGUAACUUCAAUUCACUAUCCUAUUCAUUCAGUUCACUCAAAUUAGGCCAUCAUUUCAACAUCAACUGUUUUUUAUCUGGAGAAUUUCUCUGAAACCUAACGGACUCUAAAGAUUGAAGGUGUGUCAAUGUAUGAUUCCAACACGACAUCAAUACAUUUAAUUGCAUUUAAUCACUUUUAUUUUUUCAAAUUAUUACCGUUGUUUGUGUCAGUUAAUAGUAUCUUAAGUACUGGAUUGAUAGAAUGGAAAGAGUAAACUGUCAUGUAUAUUUAGCUUUCAAAUGAGAAAAUGUUAUUCUCUGAA